GCCGGGUUCGCCCCGCACAGCCCCGCGCUCGCGGCCACCGCACCCAGAGCGCCAGCGACAACAUGGGCAGCCGCGGCGUGCCCGAUCCGUGCGCGGAUGUGAAUUAUUAAAAAGAAAAUGGCCCAACAGGACACUGUAUUUCCUUCUCUUGCCACCCAGGAAGGGUAUACUAUCUGGAAAAUAUGCAUCUAAGGCGAGUGAGGACCAUGCCCCGACACAGCCAGUCCCUGACCAUGGCACCCUACUCUUCUGUGAGCCUGGUGGAGCAGCUGGAAGACAGGAUCCUCUGUCAUGAGAAAACCACAGCAGCACUGGUGGAGCACGCCUUCCGAAUCAAGGACGACAUCGUCAGCAGCUUGCAGAAGAUGCAGAGUAAAGGGGGAGGCGACCGCUUAGCCCGGCUGUUCUUGGAAGAGCAUAUCAGGAAUAUAACUGCCAUUGUGAAGCAAUUGAAUCGGGAUAUCGAGGUUCUCCAGGAGCAGAUCCGUGCCCGGGACAACAUCAGCUAUGGAACUAAUUCUGCCUUAAAGACGCUGGAGAUGCGCCAGCUCUCUGGCUUGGGGGAUCUCCGAGGAAGAGUUGCAAGGUGCGAUGCCAGCAUAGCCAGACUCUCUGCAGAGCAUAAGACGACCUUCGAGGGGCUCCAGCACUUGAACAAGGAACAGCAAGCGGCCAAGCUGAUCCUGGAAACAAAAAUCAAAGAUGCAGAAGGACAGAUUUCUCAGCUUUUGAGCAGAGUAGACCUGUCCAUUUCAGAGCAGAGCACCAAACUGAAGAUGUCCCACAGAGACAGCAACCACCAGCUUCAGCUCCUGGACACUAAAUUUAAAGGUACAGUCGAGGAGCUCAGCAACCAGAUUUUAUCUGCACGGAGCUGGCUGCAGCAAGAACAAGAACGGAUAGAGAAAGAGCUUUUACAGAAAAUCGACCACCUUUCCUUGAUUGUGAAGGAAAACAGUGGAGCCUGUGAAAGAGACAUGGAGAAGAAGCUCAGCCAGAUGUCGGCCAGGCUUGACAAAAUCGAAGAGAGUCAGAAGAAGAACGUGGAAGGGCAGAGAACGAAGCCGGAAGAGGAGAAGGUGCACGGGCGGAUCAGCAAACUGGAGUUACAGAUGAACGAGGAUAUGAAGGAAAUGAAAGCAGAGGUUAAUGCCGGGUUUACAGCCAUCUACGAAAGCAUAGGAUCCCUCAGGCAAGUGCUGGAGGCCAAGAUGAAGCUGGACAGGGACCAGCUACAGAAGCAGAUCCAGCAGAUGCAGAAGCCAGAAACUUCCAUGUGAAGAGGGCCGGGACAAGGACAUGACAGGAGAUGGCCUGUGGGGCUAAGAGCCAGACACCUCUGCAGCUGGACCAUGGCUGCGUUCUGGAUCCCAUCCAGGGUGUGCAUGUGCCAAGAGACGUGUUCUCAUGGGUCUAAACGUUUACCUUUGGUAUUGAAACACCCUUGAUUUAAAAAUCUUAAAUACAAUUUUUACAACUUUAUUUCCCUAGCUAAGUGCAGUUGAGCCCUAUGCCCUCGGAUUUUGAAAGGCUUUUAUGAAUGAAAAGAAUUUAUUUUCAAUGCUUGAUGCUCUAGCCAAGACGACUAUUUUGAAAAGAGAAGCUGCCAUGGUGAUUUUUUUAAAUUAAGAAAUGAAUGAAUUGUUCCGGGUAUGUACUGCUCCUCACUCUAUUUGAAGAGAAUGUCCUAGUAGAUCAGAGUUCAGCUUUCAGUCCACAUCUGGAUUGUAUUACUGUUGUCUAUGCGUUUUUUUUAAACGUUAUUUUCUUGUAAACCACCUGUCUUUUGUAGAGAGAAGAGAUUUAACACUGGGGAAAAAAAACCUUGCCAUUUAUAUAAUGAGAAUAGUUUUUUAAAAUUGAUAACUGCCAUAUAGAUUACAAAUUAAGUGGAAACUUACUACAUUUAUCUAGAUCCCACGAGGCACAAUAUUUAUAUCCUCCUAGAGGUACCAGAUUUUAAUAUUUAAAGCUAUUUUUGGAACCAUUUACAGCCGGUGUAGCCAAUAGCCAUAUAUUUACUAAUGAGAUGGUGGCUAAGCAGUCUGUUUUUCGCACAGUUAAUUGUUCAUCAGUUGCAAUGAAUGUGAGAAUUUUUCAGACUUUACAAUUUACCUUAAUGUUCCCCAAAUAGACACUAAGUGCUAGGGUUUAUAGACAUUUGUUGUAACUGUAUAUUUGUGCCUUGGUUUUUAUCACAUCACUGUACUGUCCCUUGUUUUAAAAAAAAUUACCAACAAAACAGAAAGUGUGGUAAACACAUCAGGGUUGUGAUGUAAGACUGGGAUCCUAUGUACUUUUUAAUCGUCCUAACAAUUUUAUCUCUGUCUUGACGGGCUGCAUUUGGCCUCAUUCAUGGAGUAACUACACACACGUUUGUAUGGAUAGAGUCAAACGGAUGUGCCAUUUAUCAUACCAUGAUGUGAUGCUACCGUAUCAUACCAGACGCGUCCCGGCACCUUGUAGAUGUUUUAUUUUCAGUCCCCAUGUUUGAGUUGUUGAAGACUUGAGCCCAUGCUGUUUGCUCGCCUGUGAGUGUGUCAUAGCUGACAGAAGACACUUGUGUUAAAGUGUGAGGGCACCCUAAGAGAGAGAGAGAGAGAGAGAGAGAGAGAGAGAGAGCGAGCAGGAGCAUUUAAAAGUUCCCAGAACAAUACCUUGUCUUUUCCUCUUCUCUCUCGUUUGCAAGGACUCAGGAAAAUAAAACUCAUUUUCUUUUUAUAGAAUAAAUCACAAUGAGAUUCUAACUGGCUCUUACUGUUGACCCUUGUAAGGUAUGCUGCUAACGUUCCUAAUAUUUCAUUCACUCUUGGUAGCUUGACAGCUUUUAUUUUCAUUUGAACUCAUGAGAGGUUAUGUGAUGAAUACGUAUCCAUGAAUUUCUUCAUUUUCCCGCAAAUCUUUUCAUCUCUAGAUAGGAAGAUCUUUCCACCUAGGAGAAGUCACUGGUGUUCAGAAAGCGGUCCCCCCACCACUCUUGUGCUAGACUAGCCAUGUUUCUUGGAGUGAUUAAGCACAAGCCUCGGGACAGGGCCAUGCCCCCUCCCUGUCUCUCUCCUCUUGGGGCUCUAAGGGAGAAGGAUGAGCACAGAUGACACUUGGGAAGAGGGGGACCAGCGGACAGCAGCCGACUCUGGCCUAGCAGGUGGUGUCAGCAGGUGAUACAGCUGCUGGUGGAAUUGCCUAGGUGCUCAAGAUGUUGCCUAGUCCCUGCCAAGGAACUGGGGCAGGGCCUCUCCACCCUGGCUGCUGGGGGUCAUUCGGGGAGUUUAAGGAGCUACUGAUGCUGAACGACCUCCAGACCGAUUACAUCAGAGCAUCUGAGAGGCAGUCACCAGCAUCAGUACAUGUCUCACCCCUAGCUCCACCCCCACCCCCAGUGUUUCCGCGCGCAGCUGGGAGGCUAGCCAUCCAGCGAAGACAAUGGAGUACUCUUCUCGCCAAAGUUUAAAGGAGACUCAGCUAUCCUGUCUUUUCCUUUA
This is a messenger RNA of Peromyscus eremicus (cactus mouse), 3482 nucleotides long. It is a transcript of the gene Fam81a, whose product is annotated as family with sequence similarity 81 member A. The coding region runs from base 183 to 1280 and encodes 365 amino acids. NCBI's taxonomy places the organism in Eukaryota, Metazoa, Chordata, Mammalia, Rodentia, Cricetidae. The transcript has 9 exons. The record is from RefSeq and is a predicted model, not a curated record.